Carassius carassius (crucian carp) is the source of this 1853-nucleotide messenger RNA. RefSeq lists its product as uncharacterized. The coding region runs from base 87 to 1520 and encodes 477 amino acids. The transcript is spliced from 26 exons. NCBI's taxonomy places the organism in Eukaryota, Metazoa, Chordata, Actinopteri, Cypriniformes, Cyprinidae. The record is from RefSeq and is a predicted model, not a curated record.
GCUGGGGUUGCUUGACUCUCAAUUCACCUGUGUGCAUUUUCAGCUAUUUGCUAAUACCAAGUCUAUCUGUCUGUCUGUCUGCCAGUAUGCUGGUUUGUGCGAUCCUGCAGACCUCACUGGUCCUGUGGCUGGUACAGAGCACCAUACAAGGAGGAGUUAGGCCACAGACUGGAGCUCUGGGAAGAUUGGCGAGUCGAGGUCCUGGUGUCGGUGUAAAGUCUGGAGGUCCAGUGGCUGGUAUCCUCGGAGCCCGUGGCUAUGGGGCAGGCAAGCCAGGAAAAACAGCUGGUCGUUAUCUUGGAGGGAUGGCAUACAGACCCACUGCAAUCAGAGGAGGCCUGAAACAAGGAUAUGGAACACUCGGAGGUUAUGGAGGAGCUGCAAACCUUGGGACUGGCCUCGGGACUGGCCUUGGGACUGCUGGGCUGGGACUCGGCACAGGGUAUGGCCUAGGCAAUGGGCUGGGAGCAGCUUUAGGUUAUCCAGCAGGGAACCUCGGAGGAAGAGGUUACACCAGUAACGGCUAUGGAGCACAGCUAGGCUAUGGGGCAGGAGGAUACCCCGCCGCUGGACGCGGAUAUGGUGUACCAGCUGGCACACCCACAGGGCAAGGCUCAAAACCAUCAAAACUGGGUGUUGGGCCUAGAGCUGGCCAGCCCGUGUCACAGAGAGAGAGGGGCAAUGGUUACAGUCGCGGAGGGGUCCCUAAUGGACAGGGUGCUAUAGCCAAUGGUUUCCCCUCAGGACCAGGAGUGACCAAUGGAAUGAGAGCUCAAAUUAAGGGCUAUGGUCCAGCAGCAGAUAUGAAUAAUGGACGAGGAAUUAUUAACAAUGGACCAGUUUUGCCUAAUGGACAGGGCACCGAACCAUCCAAUAUGGGAUACGGCCUUGGUGCUGGUUAUCUUGGAGCUGGUUUAACUGACGGUUAUGGAGCAGGUCUAGGGGCAGGUGGAUACCCACAGGGAGUUCGAGCAGGAAAGCAGAUUGGCUACAACAAUGGAUACGGCAGUGAGGUUUAUGGCACAGCAGACGGUUAUGGAGCAGGUCUUGGACUGGUAGUGAACCCCGGCCUGGGUGCUGAUGCCAAGUCUAGAAAAUAUGGGGCUGGUGGAGUUCUUGGAGCUGGAUCCUUGCCUUAUGGUGGCCAGCCUGUGGUCUCAGCUGGACUUGACCCUCAAGGCAAGGCUGGUAGUUAUGGUGGAGCUACAUACAGAGGAAUACCAACCCUUGGGGCAGACACUUCUUUGGGUGGUACAGGUGGAGCAAUGGAGCCAUUAGCAGGCGGAGCUGUAGGCCAGAUUCCUUACAACGCACCAGUCAUUGCAGCUGGGCUUGAUGCUGAUGCUGGUUAUCCUUUUGGUGCUGAGCAAGUCAGCCUGGGUGCUGAUGCUACAAAGACAGCCGCCAAAUAUGGCACUGGAUAUGCAGCUGCACUAAGUACUGGUGGUCAGGGUUCCUAUGCUGGACAGAAGGAUGGAAGCAAGCUUAGUGGCAUUUAUGGGAAUGGCUACAAAGGCUGAUUUCCAAGGCCAUGCUGUUAAACUCGUCAGUGUUUUCUUAGCCCUUUUAUGCCUAGUGUUCCUCACCGUUGUGCAGUUUCGUGACAUGUUUUGUCUGCCAUAUUGUUUUAGUGUUGGUGUUGGUGCCCAUUUGCGCGUGCAUGUUUGUUUUGUGUGUACGUGUGGUUUUGAUGUUCAUUGUUAUGUUGCUUGAUGUGUCCCCAGUCUGUUUAUUUGUCUUGUCCAGUGGAGUGUUUUAUGUCCCUUGUGUGUCUCUUUAUAACUAAAACAUGCUAAGCACUUCAUUGACUGUUAUUUUAAUUCUUAUGAAACACUAAAUAUUCCACCUCCUAA